Molecule: messenger RNA, 1122 nt
Organism: Falco peregrinus (peregrine falcon)
Lineage: Eukaryota; Metazoa; Chordata; Aves; Falconiformes; Falconidae
Gene: DHRS13
Product: dehydrogenase/reductase 13
Exons: 5
Coding region: 115-1101 (328 amino acids)
Source: RefSeq, a predicted model, not a curated record
CCGCCCGCCCCGCGCUCCGGUUGCGCAAGGAGCAGCGCGGUGCGGCCCCGUCCCGCCUCCCGCGGCGCGGAGCGGGGGGUGCCGGCUGCCGGGGCGGCCCGGGGCGGCGGCGGGAUGGGGUGGGCGCUGCUGGGCGCCGGGCUGCUGCUGGCGCUGUACACGCUGCUCCGCCACGGGCUGCGCCGCGCCCCGCCGCCCCGCGCCCCCCCCGCGCUGCGCGGCCGCACCGCCAUCGUUACCGGGGGAAGCGGCGGCAUCGGCGCAGCCACGGCGCUGGAGCUGGCCCGCGGCGGGGCCCGAGUCGUCCUGGCGGCCCGCAGCGCCUCGCGGGGGGAGGCGGCCGCCCGCCGCAUCCGCACGGAGACAGGGAACGAGGAGGUGCGCUUCAUGCAGCUGGACCUGGCCAGCCUGCGCUCAGUGCGAGCCUUUGCCAGCACCUUCCUGCGUCAGGAGCCUCACCUGCACCUCCUCAUCAACAACGCCGGCGUGAGCGCCGGGGGCACGACGGAGGACGGCUUCAGCCUCCCCUUCCAGGUGAACCACCUGGGCCAUUUCCUGCUCACCCAGCUGCUGCUGGAGCGGCUGCAGAGCUGCGCGCCCAGCCGUGUGGUCAUCGUCGCCUCCCGCGCCCACUGUGCUGGCCGCCUGCGCCUCGACACCCUGGGCCGUGCCCCCCCCGGGCUGCUCUCCACCUUCCAGGACUACUGCGACAGCAAGUUGGCCAACGUGCUGCAUGCCCGCGAGCUGGCCACGCGCCUGCAGGGCACCCAGGUGACAUGCUACGCCGUGCACCCAGGGUUCGUCAACACGGAGCUGUUCCGCCACAUGCCGCUGUGGCUGAAGCCACUUUUCCAGCCGCUGGCCUGGCUCUUCUUCCUGGACGCGUCCGAGGGCGCCCAGACGUCCUUGCACUGCGCCACGCACCACGGCCUCGAGCGCUUCAGUGGCCGCUACUUUGCCAACUGCCGCCCGCAGGAGCCGUGGCCGGCAGCACGGGACGACCGGCUGGCCCAGGCGCUCUGGGAGGCCAGCGAGAGGCUGGUGGGGCUGGUGGGGCCCGGGGGGAGCCCGUCGCCUGCCCCCGCCACCGUCCUGCAAUAAAAAUUACGUUGGUGACAGAGA